Aureobasidium uvarum is the source of this 2406-nucleotide messenger RNA. The record is from the annotation of a GenBank genome assembly. Lineage: Eukaryota; Fungi; Ascomycota; Dothideomycetes; Dothideales; Saccotheciaceae.
AUGGACAACCUCGACUUCACCCACCCCGACAACCUUCUGGCUUUUGGCGAUUAUACCGAUCCUCGCCACGCCAACUCCUAUCCCCCGGCAUCCUCCUUGGCUUCGCAGCAGUGGGCUUUCACCCUCGACUCCCUCGACCCGACCAUGGCCCACCAAGCCCUCCAGUCGCAACAUCAACAUCACCACCACCAACAUCAACAUUCACAUCAACUCGAGCAGCCCGUGUCGCAACAUCAACCCUAUCUCGACCAGAAGCAACAUGUCGAUUAUGCCGUCAACCAGCACGACCAAAAGCCCUACGAGACCCACAGUGUGUCCGCUCCUGUCGAGUCUAAUGCCAUGCACCUCGCCUACGCCCAGCAGCAAAUGAACCAGGCUGCCGUUCUCAAUCCCCAGUGGCACUUCCAAUUCCCUGCCCAGCAAGCUUUCAGCCAGGACGCCACUCUGGAUCGCACCUAUGAUGCCUCGUAUGCCAUGCCGAUCCAGCAAGUUACCCCUCAAUAUAUGCCCGUCUCGGCUGAGAAUGCCAUGGCCAUGAACUCGACUGCAUACAUGACCAUGGCCGGGCCUAUGGAGUCAAUGAACGUCCUUUCGUAUCCCCUCAACGACUACCAGAACGAGCUUCUGGCUUUCCAGAUGGGUAUGGCUGCAAAUCCCAAUGUCCAGCCCAGUCUGCACAGCAAUUCCCCCACUGGUUCAUAUCUGGAGAUUCGUUCUUUGUCGAGUAGUGACAAUGGCUGGACGGCUGUCGACUUCCCCGUCUCGAGGCAUUCCCUCGGCUCUUACAUCGAGGCCAACAACAAUGCCAUCUUCAACCCUAGCCAGACUCUCCAUAUUCGCAGUGCUUCUGACUCUUCAAAUGACGACGCCAGUUCUGCACAGUUGUCGAGUAGCUACGAGGAGAUUCCCUUCCCGUUGUUCUCGCCCGUCUCUGAUGGCUUCAGUGCCGCCGACUAUGUUCAGCACAGAUCGCAUCACUCCAGAAAUUUCUCAUCCGACUACGAGCACGACUACCUGUCACACUCUACAUCUUCAUCGCCUUUGGCCAGUCCUGCUGACGGCACUCGUCCUUCUACCUCUCAAGCAGUGCAGACUUCCACCAUCUCCUCAAACGCCUCAAGCCCUGUGUCGCCUCCUUUGAGAAAGCGCAAGACUCCUACUAACGCUCUUGCGAAGACUACCAAGUCAGCCAUCAAGAAGGCCAGCCCUCCUGCUCGUAAGGACGGUGCUCCCGAGAAGCGUGUUGGCAAGAGAAAGGGUCCUCUUCGCGCCGACCAGCGUCAGCAAGCUCACGAAAUUAGGAAGCUUCGCGCCUGUCUUCGUUGCAAGUUCCUCAAGAAAACUUGCGAUAAGGGCAACCCUUGUGGUGGCUGCCGCCCUUCUCAUGCCCGCCUCUGGCAAGUCCCUUGCACGCGUAUCGACAUCAAGGAUAUUGGCUUCUUCAUGAAGGAUUGGAAAGCAGACUACGAGCGCCACGUCAACCUCGGUGUCUCCGCCGCCAAUAUCAAGGGCUUCUCACCCAACGAGCGCACUGUUUACAUCACUCACGGCUACGGUUACUUGUUGCCCAUCAAUGUUCGCGAGGUCUAUGUUCGUGACGACACUUGCUUCAACAUUGACUGGUCCGAGAAGAUCAACGAUCCUAUCCAAUUCGAGACGCAUACCUCCAAGCUGUCGGCAGGUAUGGAGGGUGUGUCGGCUUCGAGUCUCUCGGACUAUCUGGAUUGUCACCUCGACAAUGGGUUCGAGUCAUUUGUAGAUGGCUACUUCGAAGGUACUCCCUUCUUGACCGAGAUGCUCAAAACCGCCUACCACUACUGGGUCAAGUCCAAGUCGCUGGUGAUCCGCAAAGCGCUCAAGUUGGUUCUCGCAUACAACCUGACACUCCACAUCACCAUGAUUGAGGGUUUGUCCGAGGAAGAGGCCAACGUCGGCAAGAUCGAAGACGAAGAUAGCAAGUUCUGUGGUAAGACCGUAGCACCUGGAAUGAUCAACUUCCAGGUCAAGAUUGCUUUGGCCGACAUGUGGAGAGAACUCCAAAAGGAUGUUCUCGAGGAGCUCUCAGCACUCUACUCGUCGGUAUACAGUGGAGAGAAGCUGAAGAACUGGCCAACCAUCUUCAUGCUUGCCGCAAUCCUGCUGGCUGUGUGGGAAGAGAUGCAAUUCGACGCACACUACCGCACACCUGACGAGACCGCUGUCAACCAAUUCUGCAACGACAUGGAGAGUACUCCUGUUGGUGUGAUUGUCGGUUUAUUUCAAGCCAUCAGCCAGAAGUUGCCCAACUUCAUGGAAUGGGACACUCUUAGUCACCACCAACUUCUCAACUCCGAUCCUGCCAUCUGCGAUGCGUUGACCGAAGUGAAAGGACAUGUCACCAAGCAUGNAAAAAUACCUCCGAUCUAG